Molecule: messenger RNA, 2412 nt
Organism: Fusarium vanettenii 77-13-4
Lineage: Eukaryota; Fungi; Ascomycota; Sordariomycetes; Hypocreales; Nectriaceae
Exons: 4
Coding region: 1-2412 (803 amino acids)
Source: RefSeq, a predicted model, not a curated record
AUGAAUCCCCAUCACGAAAAUUCGCUCCUCUCACCAAAGAGUGAUCAUUCGGGCCGAGGUGGGCGACGUGGUGGUAACACCACCGCUACCUCAGUCUCCUAUCACUCGGACCCCUUUGCGAGCUCUAAUCUCGAAGAGGAUGUUCAAACCAAGGACUAUUCCUAUGUCAAGUCUCGUACUCCCAAGAGCGAGACUCCUCGCCCUCGUGGUUUCGUCAAUGAUCAGGGAUCGCGGACUCCAUCCAGCAAUGUCAAAGCCAAGAUGGCUUGCUUUGAGAGCCCCAACUCCUUCGGAGAUGACCGUGAUGAUCGCGGUGAUGAUCGAGCCGCUUCCGAGUGGGAAACAGUCGCUGCAGAUGAUGAGUUUGCACCUUACCCAGAGGUCACAACCAAGGCCCAGAGACGCCAGGGAAAGUCGAACUUUGCUUCAGCUACUCCUUCCAAGAGUUCCAAGACUGAUGCAAUCGUCCACCCGCAUAUUAUGAGCUGGGGACAGCCAGCGGAGUCUUCUAACCCUGUCUCGCGUCGCGAUCCCGUUCGCCAGCCGUCGGUGCGACCAGAGCAAGCGUCAUCUCCGCGUUUGCGCACUUUCCAAUCCUCUUCUAGCCUCUACAGCGAGCUGGAUAAGAAGGAGAGAAAGGGUCACAAGCAAGCUCUUCACUCUGACGGAGCUGAACCUGACACGACUUACUGCGAGGGAGAACGAGCUGAAGACGUUCUGCAAGAUGAAGACGAUCUCCCAAUUCCAGAGGGUCUGCGAGUUCAGAAUCCUGACACGCUCAAGAGAGCCUCUGCCAUCACUAGCAGCAGCCAAGGCGACCCCUUUCACUAUGACGGGGACAGGUACUCGGACUUUUUGCGCUCCUCAGUCGAACGGGACGUAAAGGUUCCCGUCGGUCGACAGCCCGAGGAAGAGCCAUCCCCUGAGCCCAUCCAGGACCGCCGACUGGACGGCGAGAUUGUCACACUGCUGAAGAACCGGGCCGAGACUCAGGCGGGCACCGAGGCCGAUUGGCAGACUGUUACGACCGAAGCUCACCCUUACGAUUCGAUGCGCCAGGAAUUCCAUGAUAGCAUCGCCAAGGGUACUGGAAGCAGUCUUGCUGAUGUUUCCGACACGACGGAGCGGAACCAUCACCUCUACGAGUAUGGGUCCAUGGACAGAAUCAUCCAGCAUCCUUCUCGCGAUGUCAACACCGGAUCCUACCGUGUUCGCAACGACAAGCCAUCCAGACUCCCAGUCCUUGUCCCUCAGGGUGGAGGACGUCCCGGGCUCUUUGCUCAGAAUGCGACUCGCAACUUGGUUCAGUCACCACCCAGAACCCCUGCGUCCUUGGCAGGCUUGUUUCGUAAGGACGGACAUGGACAGACUGCCAAGAGACGAAGUCUUCUCCUAGAUGAGGAACGCCGUGACAGCUACCAGACCCUCAGUUCGGAUGCAGGUCCUUCCAAGGCUCACGACAAUGGUGAAUCUUCCAACGCCGAGCGACUUUUCAGCUGGCCUCGAGUCAACAAGACCCUCGGACGGGAGCCUCCCCAAACCCCUCCUACCAUCUUGGACAAGCCACUGUACAAGCGCGACUUCCAGGGAAGAAAGCGGCCUCACGUCCCUCAUGACGCUUUUCUCAAGAAGACUGAGACAAUCCACAUGGACCUCAUCAGUCUCCCUGAGGCAGCCAUGCUCCAGCGUUUCCGCAGAGCGCGAGGUGAGGAGGACCACACUGUGACUGGUGCCGCGUUCGCCGCCCAGAAGCUUGGUGGAAGCAUGAACAGCCCCCUUGGCAGUCCUAGCUCGGCCACGUUCCCUCUGACUCCUACUUCGGGAUCUACUCUCCCACGCCCUGCUCCUGCGCAUCACCCGGAGCGUGCCAACCACAACGGAUUGUUCCGAAACUCGAACGAGCGUAUUACUGAGAUGCUUAUCCCAUCUUCUGCUAUCCUAGGAAGCACCGGGACUGAUAGCCGAUUCGGCACCAACAGAGGAUGGUGCGGUGACAACAUUCAGCCCUUCAACAGCUUCAGUGAAGAUGAACCACGGUUCAGACGCGGCCCGGCCAGCACCUUUGGCAGACGAUCGGACAAUGGACGCGGUGACCGCUCGGGCGUCGAACUCGUCGACUUUACCUGGGGCAACGUCCUCCGCCGUCGCCAGCAGCCUGACGACGCUGAAGACCACCGACAGAAGAGAAUCUUUGUGAGCAUCGUCAUCUUGACUAUCAUGUUCCCCUUCAUCGGUGUUCUCGCCAUCCGGAACAAGCUCGAUGCCAUGAUCCCCUGGGCCACUGAGGGAGAGAUGCACACUCUCACCCCGACCCAGCGUCGUACUCUCAAGUACCUGCUUCUGGCUCUUGCUGUUCUGUACCCUGCUCUUAUCACCGGACUUGUUGUCUACUACGCGGUCCACCGCCGCUAA